CAUUCCACUCAUAGCAUCUUGUUUUGUUUAAGUAAAUUUAGUUUUUAAUCUUUUUACACGCACAAAUAACAAGAACGCUAUAUGAUGCUGACAUUAACACGCUGCGCCCUGUUGGUGCUCACACUAAACGUGUGCGGGAGCUUCGCCAUACGCUGCUACCAGUGCUCAUCGGACCAAGAUCGCAAGGGGUACGACAGCUGCGGCGCCUACAAAGCGUUUAAUCGCACGGAGCACAUUGCCAUUGAGUGCAACAGCGAUGAGUCCCACAUGCCAGGCUCCUUCUGCAUGAAGGUGAUCCAGCAGGGACCCCGAGGCUUCAUCUGGGAUGGCCGCUGGCGACAAGUAAUACGUCGCUGUGCCUCGGUAUCGGACACAGGUGUCACAGGCGUCUGCAAUUGGGGCGUCUACGAGAACGGCGUCUACUGGGAGGAGUGCUAUUGCUCCAGCGACAGCUGCAACGGCGCCAGCCUCGUAACCAUGCACAAGUCUCUGCAGCUGCUGCUGGGCUUUGCCCUGAUGGCAGCCGCUGGAGCAUUCAUGCGCAGCUAGGCAGCUAGUCCAGCUGCCUCCACGAAGUGCCUUCAUUAGCUACUUGGAAGCUCCCAUCACACUUAGUUUAAGCAAAUUGUAUACACUCUGCUACACAUUCCGUCCACAUUUUGUAUUUAACUUUAAGCCACCACAGUUGUACACCGAAUCUCGAGAAAUGAAGAGAGAAAUCUCAUAUUUGACAAAG
Messenger RNA from Drosophila arizonae, 736 nucleotides. RefSeq lists its product as uncharacterized. Gene Ontology annotation, biological process: sleep; regulation of synaptic transmission, cholinergic; positive regulation of voltage-gated potassium channel activity. Lineage: Eukaryota; Metazoa; Arthropoda; Insecta; Diptera; Drosophilidae. The record is from RefSeq and is a predicted model, not a curated record.